UCCCACAGGAGAUCUUGUAAACAAUCAGUCCAUUAGGGCUGAUACAACUUCCCUAACAAGUGAAGUAGUUAACACACUCAACUACUUAACUCCCUAUCCUUAAAUUGUGAGUCCGUACAGAGUAAUCCUGCAGCAUCAUCUUACAUUUGCCAAGGGCGAAUUGCAUGUCAAACAAAGAUUUCUGCUCAAGGUAUUAGGAAGACUUCAAUCUAUAAAGACUAUCAUCUGCAAUCUGAUAACAAAUCACUCCCUAAUUCUCCCAAGUUCAUCGAAGUCACAUUCGUUAAUAUAUAUGUGAUGAAAAUUUAAAAAAUGGGGCCAGCAGGUAUCCCUGACAGACACAACUGGUUCUCAUCACUUCACAGUGUAAUCACAGUUUUGCCAUCGUGAUAGUCCAAACCUAAUUAUGAUAAAUGUUUUAUGGUUUAAGGAAGUGGUAAAGAACAACAAACCAUCAGUAUUUGCUGUAUUUCGGAAACCGCUAUAAAACUCACAUAUUUGUAUUUCUUUGAAACUCCAGGUAAAUUCAUUUUUUGGUUUGUAUUGCUUACCCUUUUAAUGGAGUUCUUUUUCUAUUUUUCCUAGUUGGUUAUAACACUGUCUACUGGCUUCCUUUACCUGUGUUGUAUAUGACAUAAUGGAACAACCACUUAUCUAUAUGGCUAUGGACAAUGCGAAAGUUAUAAUCAAUUUGCUAAAAGCAGUUCACUUCCGUGAUCUUGCUACUAUAUUUGCAACAAAUAAUGGUAUCAAAGUGACUGUUGAAGACUCAAAGUGUAUUCAAGGAAACGCAUUUCUCCAUUCAGCACUUUUUCGGGAGUAUUCCGUGAAAAAGGAUAUCGUAUCGUUUAGAACAAACCUUGGUAUACUCAUUGACUGUUUAUCUAUCUUUGGAACGUCGGUUCAAGGAUCUCCUGUGUCACUCAUUAUGUCAUAUAAAACACAUGGCAGUACAGUGGACUUGUUGUUAGAAGAAAAUGCGGUUGUGGCAGAAUGCAAUAUCAAGACUAUGGAGGCGUUUGAGAUACUUGACUUUGAUUUCUCUAGCAGUAAUAUCGCAGAUAAAUUCAUAAUGAAGUCAGACUGUAUGCGUGAAGCAUUCAACGAAUUAGAUACUUCAAGUGAGAUUUUGGAGGUUGCUAUAAUACCACCUCCAGCAAUUCAACCCCGUCUUCGCUUAACUACUUACGGUUUUGCUGGGACUAUGCAUUUCGAUUUGCCUCGGUCGUCUGAUCAAGUGGAGGUGUUUGAAUCUAGCACUGCAAGUCCUAGGAUAGCUCGCUUUCGUCUUUCACUGUUACGACCUGCAACAAAUCGAGCUUUGUCAAUGGCCAGUCGUAUUUCUCUGCGUAUCAAUGAUCGUGGUUUUCUGUCCAUUCAAUAUAUGAUAAACGUUUCAGACAAUGAGGUUGCUUUUGUGGAGUUUUUCUGUGUUCCAGAUGUGGAUGAGACCGAAGAGCAAUCAGAAUCUCAAACAAGCAUGAAUACUGAACAAUAUGAAGCUACAAAAUCCAACAGAACGGCUCAGAUUCCAUCGACAUCGAAGUGUCCAGUUAAUACGUUGGAUCCUGACUGGAGUGACUGACAAUUGUAGUUUUUGUUUUCCUGAUAUCUUUUUGUACAAAGAAGUAAAGAUCUACACAUUAAAAAAACGUUGUCUCGGAUACAUAUCUUCUGCAUCUCUUUUUAAAUAUGAACUCUUAAUUUUAAAACA
Molecule: messenger RNA, 1714 nt
Organism: Trichobilharzia szidati
Lineage: Eukaryota; Metazoa; Platyhelminthes; Trematoda; Strigeidida; Schistosomatidae
Source: the annotation of a GenBank genome assembly